Molecule: messenger RNA, 2196 nt
Organism: Recurvomyces mirabilis
Lineage: Eukaryota; Fungi; Ascomycota; Dothideomycetes; Mycosphaerellales; Teratosphaeriaceae
Gene: AKR1
Product: palmitoyltransferase akr1
Exons: 4
Coding region: 1-2196 (731 amino acids)
Biological process (GO): protein palmitoylation
Cellular component (GO): Golgi membrane
Molecular function (GO): protein binding; palmitoyltransferase activity
Source: RefSeq, a predicted model, not a curated record
AUGGCCACACUCGAACCUCACCACGACCACAAAGCUUCCAGCAGCAAUUCGAGCUCGUCUGGGAAAGAUGGCCUGGACAAGGUCGAGCUCAGUGAUCUGGAGGCCAGUCCACCUCGAUCAUUACCGGUGGAGCAAGACUUGAUGCAGCUGGCGAGGUUGGGGGAACUACGAGCGGUGCAAAAGUUGUUCGAUUCGGGCAAGGAGACGGCCAAGUCGACGGAUGAGCAGGGCAUUACAGCAUUGCAUUGGGCAGCGAUCAACGGCCACCACGCCCUCUGUCACUUCCUCAUCCAAUCCGGCGCAGACGUCAAUGCCCGAGGAGGAGAUGCCCAAGCGACUCCCGUCCUAUGGGCCAGUAAACGCUGUCAUCUCCAAGUCAUCUCCCUCCUCCUCUCACACGGAGCCGACCCUCUCCUACGAGACGACCAAGGCUACAACCUCUUGCAUUCCGCUACCCUAGAUGGCAACCUCUACCAACUCCUUCUCCUCCUUCACCACCCGGACCUCCCAGUCGACGUCCCGGACUCCCAAGGCCAUACCUCCCUCAUGUGGGCCGCGUACAAAGGCUUCCCAGCAUGCGUCGACAUCCUCCUCCGCUGGGGCGCGGACGUGCAUGCGGUAGAUGAAAUGGCUUUCACCGCCCUCCACUGGGCCCUCGUCAAAGGCAACUACGCUUGCAUACAGAAACUGGUCGAGUACGGUAGUGAUCGGUUCGCUCGAAGUAAACCUACCGAGGGACAGACGGAAGGUGAUACGCCCGCCCAAGCCGCAGUGAAGAUGAAGUCCGAACGCCAGUGGCAUAAAGCUCUGCUCGAUUCCGGCUUCGAUGAACACGCUAAUCCGCUCGUAUUUCCCAUCCCUGGCGUCAAGGAUAAACGCCGCUUCUACAAACGCUUCUUCUUCCUCUGGCCGUUCGCGCUGGGAGGACUCCAACUCUGGAUGCUCGCCACCCUGCCCAUCUUCUUCGGCGUGCCCGGUGUAUUGAUUGUCGGCUAUGCACUCCAAUUCGCCGUGCAAAAGCUCUUCCGUUGGGCGCCUCCCGAUGUAAAGACAAUGCACAAAACACCCUUCCUCGCCGGCAUAUUCGCGGGCACGCUCUUCUGGGUGGGUGUGCGCUGGGUGCUGGAUAUCCUCCCUACUACUUUCUCCACGAAUAUCCUCAUGAAUGUGGCUUUUGCGGUCGCGUAUGGAUUCACGGCCUACUUUUACACCAUGACCAUGACGGCCGAUCCGGGAUAUAUCCCCAAAGGCAGUAGUCGAGGUCAAACGCGGAAGACGAUUGAGGAAUUGGUCGAGCAUGCGGCGUUCAAUGAGGCGCAUUUUUGUGCGGCGUGUUUGAUUCGCAAGCCGUUGAGGAGUAAGCAUUGUCGGCGGUGUGGACGGUGUGUCGCGAGAGAGGAUCAUCAUUGCCCCUGGGUCGAUAAUUGUGUGGGUGUCAACAAUCAUAAGCAUUUCAUCUUGUACGUCAUGUGUUUGAUCAUGGGUAUCUGUCUGAUUAUACGGCUCACGAUUGCUUACAUCGAGAUCCUCCCCGAGCCCACGGAACUCCACUGUACACUUCUCAAGGACGAACUCUGCGCUGAAUUCUCCAAGGAUCCCCUCACCAUCAUCACUUCGGCCUGGGCGGCUCUCCAGCUUACUUGGACGUUUAUGCUGCUUUUCGUGCAUCUUACACAGAUAGCCCGGAAUAUCACCACCUACGAGACUAUGCGUGGAGCCGUGCAAGCUGGUCCUCUUACCUUGGCUAUGACGACGGGGACGAUGUCGGUCGAGGGUGCGCAGGUCGAUGGACUGGCAGCUGUUCCCACUCCUGCUAUUAGUGGCGGACAAGGAGCGCAUGCAGGACACAACCACGCCAAGAACAAAGAUGGUCUCCUCUCCUCAUGGUCCAAACUCCUCGGCCUAGACACUUUCCUCACCAUCGCCUUCCAAGGUUACAAAGGUUCACAAAAUCCGGCCGAACGUGCCCGCCAACGGAAGAGUAAUUUGUGGUCCCGAGGCGUGGUGAGAAAUUGUCAGGACUUCUGGCUGGAUGGGCCGGUUAUGCAGCGCAAGAGUGAAGGGACGAAGUCACUUUUGGGGGGGGAGGAGGUGGAUUAUGCGUUUGUUUAUGAUGUUCCCCGGCCCAGGGCGGGGAUGGGGUAUCGGAGGGGUGGGUAUGAGGGGGUUGCGCAGGGGGACGAGGGAGAGGUGUAA